GACCCGACGCCUCCCCGCCCGACCAGGUGCCUCGAGAGCGCACAGCUGGGAGGGCUCUCCCGGCCCGGCGGCACCCGCGCCCGCGGUGUGCUGGGGCGGCGUCGACGGUGACUGGCGGGGCGCGCGGCGCUGCCUCGGCUGCCGGGUAGCUGCGGCGAGCGCGCGGGCCGGCCUGGAGUCGCCGGGCUGAGCCGCCGCGCCUGCAUCUCCCCGCACGCCGCGGAGGCGCUCGGAGACAGACCGCGCGGGGGCGCACAAAGCGGCCCGGGGCGGCCGGCGCGGCCGGCGCGGCGCAGACCCUCGGUGGGCAGCGCACCCCCGUCUUCCCGGCUGGCGGCUGCAGGGAGCUCCGGCCCGCGGCCCCUCCGCCUCAAGUCUGGGAGCUGCCGGCCCCACUCUGUCUUUGCCUAUGGGGAUCCGAGAGUUUCCCGGAGGCGCACCCAGGGGCAAGAGCAUCGCCGUUGGCAUGAGGAGGUCACCAGACGUCAGCCCUCGGAGACUGUCCGACAUCAGCCCCCAGCUCCGGCAGCUCAAGUACUUGGUGGUGGACGAGGCAAUUAAGGAGGAUCUGAAAUGGUCGCGCUCCGUGGAGGAUCUCACCAGCGGGCCCGUGGGGCUCACGUCCAUCGAGGAGCGGAUCCUGCGCAUCACUGGCUACUACGGCUACCAGCCCUGGGCAGCGAGCUGCAAAAGGGAGGAGCGCCCCCGGGACUCCCCGGGCCCGGCGGAGGCCCAGGCGCCGGCCGGGGUGGAGGCCGGCGGGAGAGCGAGCCGCCGCUGCUGGACGUGCUCCCCUGCGCAGCUCAAGAAGGUGUUCUGGGGCGUGGCGGUCGCGCUGUGCGUGUGCUCCUCGUGGGCGGGCUCCACGCAGCUCGCCAAGCUGACCUUCGGGAAGUUCGACGCGCCCUUCACCCUCACGUGGUUUGCCACCAACUGGAACUUUCUGUUCUUCCCGUUGUACUACGUGGGGCACGUCUGCAAGUCCACGGAGAAGCAGUCUGUGAAGCAGCGAUACAGGGAAUGCUGUCGAUUUUUUGGAGACAAUGGCUUGACUUUGAAGGUGUUUUUUACCAAGGCAGCACCCUUUGGUGUUCUUUGGACACUCACAAACUACCUGUACUUACAUGCAAUAAAGAAAAUAAACACUACGGAUGUCUCCGUGUUGUUCUGCUGCAACAAAGCUUUUGUGUUCUUGCUCUCAUGGAUCGUUCUCAGGGACAGAUUCAUGGGAGUGAGGAUUGUGGCCGCCAUCCUCGCCAUUGCUGGCAUUGUGAUGAUGACCUACGCUGAUGGCUUCCACAGCCACUCCGUCAUUGGCAUCGCAUUGGUGGUGGCCUCAGCAUCCAUGUCUGCCCUCUACAAGGUUCUGUUCAAGCUCCUCCUGGGCAGUGCUAAGUUUGGAGAAGCCGCCUUAUUUUUGUCCAUCUUGGGUGUGUUUAACAUCCUCUUCAUCACCUGCAUUCCUAUCAUCCUCUACUUUACCAAAGUGGAAUACUGGAGCUCUUUCGAUGACAUUCCAUGGGGAAACCUUUGUGGAUUUUCAGUUCUCUUAUUGACAUUCAAUAUUGUAUUAAAUUUUGGAAUCGCUGUCACAUAUCCCACUCUGAUGUCUCUUGGAAUCGUCCUCAGUGUACCUGUGAAUGCAGUGGUUGAUCACUACACUAGUCAGAUAGUCUUCAAUGGGGUCCGGGUCAUCGCCAUCAUCAUCAUCGGCCUGGGUUUCCUCCUCCUGCUCCUGCCAGAGGAGUGGGAUGUCUGGUUGAUCAAGCUGCUCACCCGCCUCAAAGUGAGGAAGAAGGAGGAGCCUGCAGAGGGCGGUGCCGACCUGAGCUCAGGACCUCAGAGCAAGAACAGAAGAGCCCGCCCUUCCUUUGCCCGCUAACACCACUCCUCUAGAACUCGGUGGUAAUGACUGGGAGGUCUAUUCCUGCCGGGAGGAACCUCAGUUGGGUAAGGUGUACAUACCUGUACAGUUUUGGUCAUCUGCGGUAAGUUCUAUGGUAUUUAUUGGCAUGUCCAAUUUGCUUGCACUUUUCCACAUCAGACCUUCCACUUAAGGGUACCGAUUCAAUAUAAAAGAGAAAAGAAGAACCUCUCAGUGCUUUUCCAAUGAAUGUAAAGUGGGUUUAAAAGAUCCCUGCGUAGAUCGUUUUGGAUGGCUGACGUUCGUGAUAAGCCAGGACAAGUGUUUUGAAUCUUAGCAACCGAACAUGGCAUUGUACACUGUGAUUAUUUUUCAGCUAUGGUAGCUUAUAUUUUGUUUUAUACCAGAGCUGUACUCUUAAUUUUAAGGAAUUUCAAUGAACCAAAAGAUAACUGUCAAUUUAUUUGGAUGGAUGGAUGGAUGGAUGCAUGGUUGGAUGGAUGGAUGGAUGGAUGAUGGACGGAAGGAUGUCUGGGAUGUGAAGAGGUGAGGCAGAAAUGGAUGAUGAACAUCAAAAGCUGUCAGAGGACAGGUCUGUGCCAGGUACCAGGAAGGACAAGAUAAGUCCAGCCCCAGCUGGCCUGCUCUCACGAGUCUGUGUAAGAUCAUGCAAGAGAAAUCACAGUGCCUUCUACAGAAUUUUCGUCUUUACCUAUGUGAAGCGAAGUGACGUGGUACGUCACUGGCGCCGUCUUAUAAUUUAGAUGUAAAAAUCUUUAGAAACAAAUAAAACUAUAUAUAUGUGUGUGUGUCUGUGUACAAAGAUGACAGAGCUCAUGGCCAGUGCAUAGGGUGUGGCCCGUGGUGUACAAUACCCAUAUAAGGUACAUUGUGCAGGAGGGGGAUUGCUGGUUGCUUUUACUUCCUGACCAAGACUGAAAAAUUAUUUACUGAAAUCUGUAAACCUUUUUAUGAAACUUUUAAGCACCAGGCUGUUUACUUACACAAUUUAGGUCUGCCAGAAAAUUCUAUCUGUGAUAGAUCUGUAAAGAGGGUCAGGGGUUAGAGUUUACUAUUUUUGAAGUUUACAUUGUUACAUAUGAAAUGGAAACAUUAUUUUGAAAUGUUGUCAUAACCCAAUGGUGCAUUCUGUAACCAUGGAGUCUUUUGUUUCCUGGGGGAAAGGGGCAUUCAUGACCUGAACUUUUUAGCAAAUUAUUAUUCUCAGUUUCCAUUACCUGUUUGGCCAAACGGAUUAAUAAAAUAUUUGAAAAAGAAGC
Cebus imitator (Panamanian white-faced capuchin) is the source of this 3144-nucleotide messenger RNA. It is a transcript of the gene SLC35F3, whose product is annotated as solute carrier family 35 member F3. The record is from RefSeq and is a predicted model, not a curated record. Bases 410 to 1882 code for a protein of 490 amino acids. Lineage: Eukaryota; Metazoa; Chordata; Mammalia; Primates; Cebidae. Gene Ontology annotation, cellular component: membrane. The transcript is spliced from 8 exons. Gene Ontology annotation, biological process: thiamine transport.